Messenger RNA from Owenia fusiformis, 1263 nucleotides. The record is from the annotation of a GenBank genome assembly. Lineage: Eukaryota; Metazoa; Annelida; Polychaeta; Sabellida; Oweniidae.
CUCUUUCUCGUGAAAAUGGGUUUUCAGUCAAAGCCUAUAAUCAUCGAUGCCCGAGGGCAUUUGAUGGGCAGACUUGCAUCCAUCACAGCAAAAACUAUUCUACAAGGACAACGUGUUGUUGUAGUGCGAUGUGAGGGAAUCAACAUCUCUGGUAGUUUCUACAGAAACAAAUUGAAGUACUUGUCAUUUUUGCGCAAGCGUCUGAACACCAACCCUCGCAGGGGACCUUUCCACUUCAGGGCCCCAAGCAAAGUCUUCUGGAGGACGGUGAGAGGUAUGGUUCCUCACAAGCUGACCCGUGGUAAAGAAGCUCUGGACAGACUAAAGGUGUUUGAUGGCAUUCCUCCACCCUACGAUACUCAGAAACGUUUGGUGGUGCCAUCUGCUCUCAAGGUUCUUCGCCUCUCCCCAAACAGACGAUUCUGUGUGCUGGGACGGUUAUCUCAUGAAGUAGGAUGGAAGUACCAGAACGUGAUCGCCACACUUGAGGCCAAGCGCAAAACAAAGUCCAAGAAAUUCUAUGAAGCCAAAAAAUCUAAUGCGAAUCUGAGGUCUAAAGCCAUGAAGAUUGCUAUCCAGAAGGCACCAGAAGCACAAAAGGUUAUAGAAAGCUAUGGAUUCGCUUGAAUUUUAUCUGUACAGACUAUUUAAAAAAAGAAAUAAAAAUGAAGUGGACAGUAUUUUUGUAUAAUAUGCUGUUUUGAUUAUUGGAAAAUAUAAGGAUGUGGUCAGAGUGCAGGGGCCAUACUUGCAAUUUCAGUACUAUGGACCACAUGUGAUAUGGGUGUUCAUCACAACAUCAAUUAUGUGUAUGGUGUCUUUAAGUCUAUGUUGAGAGAAAAUAUUCUAGCAUAGUAAGAGCAUUCAAUAUACAGUUAGCAAGUGUAACACAGGCCUUGAGUUUAUUGAUUUUCUCCCUAUAUCAUGACAUGUAUAAUUGUAAAAGAUUUUUGAUAUUUUCUCAAUAUGGAGAACUUUUUGAACACACGUUUCUCUUAAACCAGUCAUAGUAAAAAUCUAAAAAUUUAACACAUCGUCAAUUUAAUGGUCAUCUUUUGAAUGGUAACAAUAUAAUUUGAAAUAUAUAUAUAUACUUUCAUCUAUAUUGUUUUAGAAAACACAUUAAACACUUACAAAACGACAUACACACAACGUGUUUAGGUCUCUCAAUAUUGUAAUUGUACAAAGGAAAUUUUGGUUGAUUUUAAAAAAGUGUCUUGUUAAUGAAAUAAAAGGUUUAUCUUGAUUUUUAUCUAUUUUGGG